AUGUUUGCGACGCGCCGCCUCCUGCAGGCGUGCCGCAUCACGCUCUUCUCGCGCGACAACUGCGGCCUGUGCACGAACGCAAAGGGCGUCCUGUCCGACGUCUGGGACAAGCGGCCGUUUGUGUUUCGCGAGGUGAACCUGGCGCUGCCCGAGUCUAAAUCCUGGCGGGAGCUGUACGACUUUGAUAUACCCGUGAUUCACAUCAGCAGGGCAGAGGCGCGAGAGGAACAAGUCGACGCGGCCGGCAAGGCCGUCAAAUUAAUGCACAGGUUCACGCCUGAGCAAGUCGAGGCCAAGAUGGACCAGGUCGAGGAGAGCUAG
Molecule: messenger RNA, 321 nt
Organism: Purpureocillium lilacinum
Lineage: Eukaryota; Fungi; Ascomycota; Sordariomycetes; Hypocreales; Ophiocordycipitaceae
Source: RefSeq, a predicted model, not a curated record